Messenger RNA from Mastomys coucha (southern multimammate mouse), 11314 nucleotides. It is a transcript of the gene Cubn, whose product is annotated as cubilin. NCBI's taxonomy places the organism in Eukaryota, Metazoa, Chordata, Mammalia, Rodentia, Muridae. The record is from RefSeq and is a predicted model, not a curated record. Bases 56 to 10924 code for a protein of 3622 amino acids. The transcript is spliced from 67 exons. Gene Ontology annotation, molecular function: calcium ion binding.
CAGUUGGCUGCAGUGGUCUCCCUCUUGCCGGAGAACUGGGAGGCCGCUCAGGAACAUGUCCUCACAUUUUCUCUGGGGUUUUGUUACUUUAUUGAUGAUAGCCGGAUUAGAUGGCGAAACUGGAACGCCGGAGCAGAAGCGACAGAAAAGAAUUGCUGAUCUCCACCAGCCUCGGAUGACUACACAGGAGGGAAACUUAGUGUUUCUUACAAGCUCUGCCCAAAAUAUUGAAUUUAGAACUGGUUCCCUGGGGAAAAUCAAAUUAAAUGAUGAAGACCUUGGCGAAUGUUUACACCAGAUCCAGAGAAACAAAGAUGAUAUUAUAGAUUUAAAAAAGAAUACAACUGGUCUUCCUCAAAAUAUACUUAGUCAAGUCCACCAACUUAAUUCAAAGCUCGUGGAUCUUGAGAGAGAUUUUCAAAGCUUACAGCAGAAUGUGGAGAGAAAAGUUUGCAGUAGCAAUCCCUGCCACAAUGGCGGCACCUGCAUCAACCUGCACGACUCCUUUAUUUGUAUCUGCCCUUUGCAAUGGAAGGGUCUCUUCUGCUCAGAGGAUGUUAACGAGUGUGCACUUUACGCUGGAACACCCUUUGGCUGCCAGAGUGGAUCCACUUGUGUGAACACCAUGGGGAGUUUCAGGUGUGACUGCACGCCUGAUACGUAUGGACCUCAGUGUGCAUCCAAAUAUAACGACUGUGAACGGGGCUCAAAGCAGCUCUGUAAGCAUGGCAUCUGCGAGGAUUUACAGCGAGUAUACCAUGGGCAGCCAAAUUUUAACUGCAUCUGUGAUGCUGGGUGGACAACACCACCAAAUGGUAUCUCUUGCUCAGAGGACAAAGAUGAGUGCAGCCUCCACCCUUCACCUUGUUCAGAACAUGCACAGUGUUUCAAUACUCAAGGCUCCUUCUACUGUGGGGCCUGCCCGAAAGGUUGGCAAGGAAAUGGUUACGAAUGCCAGGAUAUCAACGAAUGUGAGAUCAACAAUGGUGGCUGUUCCAAGGCUCCACUGGUCCCCUGCCUGAACACACCUGGAUCAUUCACCUGUGGGAACUGUCCAGCAGGUUUUAGUGGUGACGGGAGAGUGUGCACUCCCUUGGACAUCUGCUCGAUCCAUAAUGGAGGCUGCCACCCAUAUGCAACCUGCUCCUCGUCUCCUGGUCUAGGGUCCUUCUUGCCUGUCUGCACCUGUCCUCCGGGAUAUACAGGAAAUGGUUAUGGGUCUAAUGGAUGUGUACGCCUCAGUAAUAUUUGCUCAAGACACCCGUGUGUAAAUGGGCAGUGCAUUGAAACAGUAUCAAGUUAUUUCUGUAAGUGUGACUCAGGCUGGUCUGGACAGAACUGUACAGAAAACAUUAAUGAGUGUGUAAGCAACCCCUGUUUGAAUGGGGGCACCUGUAUUGAUGGUGUGAAUGGCUUCACCUGUGACUGCACAAGCUCCUGGACUGGCUAUUACUGUCAGACUCCCCAGGCAGCUUGUGGAGGGAUCCUCUCAGGGACACAAGGAACCUUUGCCUACCAGAGCCCAAAUGAUACCUAUGUCCAUAAUGUGAACUGUUUCUGGGUUGUCAGAACUGAUGAGGAAAAGGUUCUGCAUAUCACGUUCACAUUUUUCAGUUUACAAUCAGCAAGCAAUUGUCCCCAGGAAUACCUUCAGAUUCAUGACGGAGACUCCUCAGCAGAUUUUCCGCUUGGUAGAUACUGUGGCUCCACACCCCCCCAGGGCAUCCACAGCAGUGCCAAUGCUCUCUACUUCCAUCUCCACUCUGAAUACAUAAACCGUGGGAGAGGAUUUACUGCACGGUGGGAGGCAAAACUACCAGAAUGUGGUGGAAUACUGACUAGUAAUUACGGUUCUAUUACAUCUCCGGGGUACCCUGGAAACUACCCCCCAGGAAGAGAUUGUAUCUGGCACAUCCUAGCCAAUCCUGGCUCCUUGAUAACAUUUACCUUUGGAACCUUGAGCCUGGAGAGCCACAAUGACUGCAGUAAAGACUAUUUGGAGAUUCGAGAUGGUUAUUUCCAACGAGACCCCAUUCUUGGGAAAUUCUGCACUUCUCUGUCUACCCCACCACUCCAGACUACAGGUCCCGCAGCAAGAAUUCAUUUCCAUUCUGACUCCGAGACUAGUGACAGAGGCUUCCACAUCACGUUUCUAACCACUCAGUCGGAUCUGUACUGUGGCGGGAAUUACACAGACACGGAAGGUGAACUCCUCCUUCCUCCCUUGACUGGACCUUUCACUCAUAGCAGACAGUGUGUCUAUCUCAUCUCACAACCCCAAGGAGAGCAAAUAGUUAUCAACUUCAUCCAUGUGGAGCUGGAGAGCCAGAGGGGCUGUUCUCAUACUUACAUCGAGGUUGGAGACCAUGACAGCUUACUUCGAAAGAUCUGUGGCAACGAAACCUUGUUCCCUAUUAAAUCAAUUUCCAAUAAGGUCUGGGUCAGAUUGAGAAUAGAUGCUUCAGUCCAGAAGGCUAGUUUCAGAGCUGACUAUCAAGUUGCUUGUGGGGGUGAGUUAAGUGGAGAAGGAGUCAUUCGCUCACCUUUCUAUCCUAAUGUGUAUCCCGGAAGGAGAAUCUGUAGGUGGGCCAUCUCCCAACCCCAAAGACAAGUUGUUCUUCUUAACUUCACUGACUUUCAGAUUGGAGGCUCCUCCUGUGAUGCAGAUUACAUUGAGAUUGGUCCCAGCUCUGUCUUGGGAUCUCCUGGAAAUGAGAAGUAUUGUGGUGCAAACCCACCAUCAUUUAUAACAUCUGUAUACAAUGUUCUUUAUGUUACAUUUGUGAAAAGUACUUCUAUGGAAAAUCGUGGCUUCAUGGCUAAGUUCAGCAGUGAGAAAUUAGAAUGUGGAGAAGUUCUCACAACAUCUACAGGAACCAUUGAAAGCCCUGGUCAUCCAAAUGUCUACCCAAGUGGCGUAAAUUGCACCUGGCAUAUAGUGGUCCAACAAGACCAACUGAUUCGUUUGGUAUUUAGUUCAUUUAACCUGGAAUUUCAUUACAACUGUGCAAAUGACUACCUGGAAGUUUAUGACUCUGUUGCUCAGAUAUCUCUUGGGAGAUACUGUGGAAAAUCCAUCCCGCCUUCUCUCACCAGCAGCUCUCAUUCAAUAAAGCUGAUAUUCGUGUCUGACUCUGCUCUUGCCCACGAAGGCUUUUCCAUAAAUUAUGAAGCAAUUGAUGCAUCAGCAGUGUGCGUACAUGACUAUACAAGCAGUAUCGGAAGGCUUUCCUCCCCUAACUUCCCCAGUAAUUACCCCCACAACAGGAACUGCGUCUACAGGAUCACUGUGGGACUCAACCAACAGAUUGCAUUGCAUUUCACAGACUUUGCCUUGGAGGAGUAUUUUGGGACAAAGUGUGUAGAUUUUGUAGAAAUCAGAGAUGGAGGCUUCGAAACUUCACCACUCAUCGGGAUUUACUGUGGCUCAGUUUUACCUCCAAGAAUCAUCUCUCACAGUAACAAGCUAUGGCUAAGGUUCAAGAGUGACACCGCACUCACAGCGAGGGGUUUCUCAGCUUACUGGGAUGCAUCAUUAACAGGCUGUGGAGGCAAUCUCACCACUCCCACAGGGGUGCUCACAUCGCCCAACUACCCGAUGCCCUACUACCACAGCUCCGAAUGCUACUGGCGGCUGCAAGCCAGCCGUGGCAGCCCUUUCCAGCUUGAAUUCCAAGACUUCCACCUGGAACACCACCCCAACUGCUCUCUGGAUUAUUUGGCCGUGUUUGAUGGCCCAAGUACCAACUCCCGUCUGAUAAAUAAACUGUGUGGGGAUUCAAUACCUGCUCCCAUCCGUUCCAAUAAAGACAUCGUAUUGUUGAAGCUGAGGACUGAUGCAGGUCAACAAGGACGUGGCUUUGAGAUCAAAUACCAUCAGACAUGUGACAAUGUGGUAAUAGUGAAUAAAACGUCUGGCAUCUUGGAGAGCAUAAAUUACCCAAAUCCCUAUGAUAAGGAUCAACGUUGUAACUGGACCAUCAAAGCAACAACAGGCAACACUGUGAACUAUACAUUUCUGGAAUUUGAUGUGGAAAAUUAUGUAAACUGCUCCACAGAUUAUUUAGAGCUCUAUGAUGGACCACAACGGAUAGGGCGCUACUGUGGAAAUGAUACCCCCCCACCAGGGGCUACAACAGGCUCCAAACUUCAUGUACUGUUCCACACAGAUGGGGUUAACUCUGGGGAGAAAGGAUUUAUGAUGCAAUGGUUCAUUCAUGGCUGUGGUGGAGAGAUGUCUGGCACAAUGGGUUCAUUCACCAGCCCUGGGUACCCUAACAACUAUCCUCACAACAAGGAGUGUAUCUGGAACAUUCGCGUGGCCCCGGGGAACAGCAUCCAGCUCACCAUCCAUGACUUUGAUGUGGAAUAUCAUGCAAGCUGCAAGUAUGACACCCUGGAGAUCUACACAGGUCUUGAUUUUCAUUCUCCAAGAAUAGCCCAGUUGUGUUCCCGAUCACCAUCAACGAACCCCAUGCAGAUUUCCAGCACUGAUAAUGAACUAGCAAUCCGAUUUAAGACAGACAAUACUUUAAAUGGAAGAGGUUUCAAUGCCUCAUGGCGAGCAGUCCCUGGAGGUUGUGGUGGGGUUUUCCAGGUUUCCAGAGGAGAGCUUCAUUCUCCAAAUUACCCCAACCACUACAGAGCUAACACAGAGUGCUCUUGGAUCAUUCGAGUUGAAAAGUAUCACCGUGUUCUCUUGAACAUCACCGACUUUGACCUUGAAGCUGCAGAUUCUUGUCUUAUGACAUAUGAUGGCUCAAGUUCCGCAAACACCCGUGUUGCCAGUGUGUGUGGAAGACAGCAGCCACCUAACUCCAUCACCUCUUCAGGAGACAGCCUCUUUGUGAGAUUCCAGUCUGGAUCUUCCGGCCAGAGCAGGGGCUUUCGAGCUCAAUUCAGGCAAGUGUGCGGAGCCCACAUCAUUACCGACUCUUCAGAUAGUUUCUCCUCGCCACUGUUCCCUGCCAAAUAUCUGAGCAACCAAAACUGUACCUGGAUAAUUGAAGCUCGACCUCCAUUCAAUCAUAUUGCUCUCUCCUUUACUUACUUUCAACUUGAAUACAGCUUCAAUUGCACACGGGACUUUGUAGAAAUUUUGGAUGGCAGUGACUAUGAUGCACCUGUCCAAGGCCGUUACUGUGGUACCUCCCUGCCCCAUUCCAUCGUAUCAUUUGGCAAAGCCCUGACAGUGAGGUUUGUCUCUGAUUCUGCAAUCAGUUUUGAAGGUUUCCAUGCCAUCUAUUCUGCAUCAACAUCAGCUUGUGGUGGAACCUUCUACAUGGCCGAUGGCAUCUUCAAUAGUCCUGGCUACCCAGCAGACUACCAUCCUAAUGCAGAAUGUGUCUGGAACAUUGCCAGUUCUCCUGGCAACCAUCUGCAGCUAUCCUUUCUAUCCUUCCAGUUGGAGAACUCUCUAAACUGUAACAAAGAUUUUGUGGAAAUCCGAGAAGGAAAUGCCACGGGCCACUUGGUGGGACGAUACUGUGGAAACUCCCUUCCUGGCAAUUAUUCAUCAAUUGAGGGAUAUAAUCUGUGGGUCAGAUUUGUCUCUGAUGGCUCAGGCACUGGCAUGGGCUUCCAGGCAAGAUUCAAAAAGAUAUUUGGCAAUGAUAAUAUUGUGGGAACUCAUGGGAAAAUCGCAUCUCCACUCUGGCCUGAAAAUUACCCCCGUAACUCCAACUACAGAUGGAUAGUAAAUGUGAAUGCAUCUCAUAUUAUCCACGGUAGAAUCUUAGAGAUGGACAUAGAAUUGACAACGAACUGCUAUUAUGACAAUUUAAAGAUUUAUGAUGGGUUUGACAUUCAUUCCCGAGUGAUUGGCACUUACUGUGGUACCCAGAGAGAAGCCUUUAGCUCCAGUGGAAACUCUCUGACAUUCCAGUUUUCUUCUGACUCUUCCAAGUCAGGAAAGGGAUUCCUUCUGGAGUGGUUUGCAGUGGAUGUUUCUAAUGAAACCCUUCCCACCAUUGCUCCAGGAGCUUGUGGAGGAUACAUGGUGACAGGAGACACUCCUGUCUUUUUCUUCUCCCCGGGUUGGCCCGGGUACUAUGAUAGUCAUGCUGACUGUACAUGGAUCAUUUAUGCUCCUGAUUCUACUGUGGAACUCAAUAUUCUCUCCAUGGACAUGGAACCUCACGUAUCGUGUACCUAUGACAAGCUGAUCAUAAAAGAUGGAGACAGUGGAUUAUCCCAGCAGCUGGCUGUUCUGUGUGGCGUAGAUAUUCCUGGGCCCAUCCGGUCAACUGGAGAAUACAUGUACAUCCGCUUCAUCUCCGAUGCCAGCAUCGCGGGGACAGGCUUCAACGCCUCUGUUCAAAAGAGCUGUGGUGGAUAUUUGCACUCAGACCGAGGGGUUAUCACAUCUCCCAAGUACCCAGAGAACUACCUUCCCAAUCUCAACUGCUCCUGGCACGUUCUGGUCCAGAGUGGUCUGACCAUCGCCGUCCAUUUUGAACAGCCUUUCCAGAUACAGAACAGAGACUCUUCUUGCACCCAGGGGGAUUACUUGGUGCUAAGAAAUGGACCAGAUAACCGUUCUCCACCGUUGGGACCCUCUAGAGGAAAUGGUCGUUACUGUGGAAUUUAUACUCCAUCAACUCUGUUCACCUCAGACAAUGAAAUGUUUAUUCAGUUCAUCUCAGAUAAUAGUAAUGGUGGACACGGAUUUAAGAUCCAAUAUGAAGCAAAGAGUUUAGCCUGUGGGGGUACUAUCUACAUCCAUGAUGCUAACUCUGAAGGAUACAUCACCUCCCCCAACUACCCUGCUAAUUAUCCCCAGCAUGCCGAAUGCAUUUGGAUCUUAGAGGCACCUUCAGGGAGAAGCAUACAGCUCCAAUUUGAAGAUCAAUUCAAUAUUGAAGAUACACCCAACUGUUCUGCAAGCUAUCUUGAAUUGCGUGAUGGAGCCUACUCAUUUUCACGGUUGUUUUCCAAAUUGUGUGGGCACACUUUGCCUCAUAACUGGGUAUCCUCAAGAGAACAAAUGUACUUGAAAUUUCAUACUGAAGGUGGUUCCAGCUUCAUGGGAUUCAAGGCAAAGUAUUCUAUAGCCUUGUGCGGAGGAACAGUCUCAGGGGACAGUGGAGUCAUUGAGAGCAUUGGUUACCCGAACCUUCCAUAUGCAAACAACGAAUUUUGUCAGUGGCAUAUCCGAGGCCUCCCAGGACACUAUCUCACUAUCCGCUUUGAAGAUUUUAACCUUCAGAGCUCCCCUGGUUGUGCAAAAGACUUUGUGGAGAUCUGGGAAAACCAUACCUCUGGUAGCUUUCUGGGGAGAUAUUGCGGAAACUCCAUUCCUAGCAGUAUUGACACUUCUAGCAAUGUUGCUUCAAUCAGGUUUGUCACCGAUGACUCUGUCACUGACUCAGGAUUUAGGCUGCAGUUUAAGUCCAGCAGAGAAGUGUGUGGUGGGGAUUUACAUGGUCCUACUGGCACAUUUACUUCUCCCAACUACCCAAACCCAAAUCCUCAUGCCCGGAUCUGCGAGUGGACAAUCAAUGUACAAGAAGGAAGGCGGAUCAUACUAACUUUCACCAAUUUGAGGCUGAGUACCCAGCAAUCCUGCAACACUGAGCACCUCAUUGUUUUCAAUGGCAUUAGAAGCAACUCCCCCCGACUACAGAAACUGUGCAGCCGUGUGAAUGUGACCAAUGAGUUCAAAUCUUCGGGAAACACAAUGAAAGUGGUAUUUUUCACCGAUGGCUCCCGGCCGUACGGAGGCUUCACUGCUUCCUACACCUCCAGUGAAGAUGCAGUGUGUGGUGGACCUCUUCCAAGUGUCUCUGGUGGAAACUUUUCUUCUCCUGGCUACAAUGGAAUCCGUGAUUAUGCAAGAAACCUAGACUGUGAGUGGACUCUCAGUAAUCCAAAUCGGGAAAAUUCGUCCAUAAGUAUCCACUUUCUAGGACUUUCCCUUGAAAGCCAUCAAGACUGUACAUAUGAUGUCCUUGAGUUUCGAGUAGGUGAUGCUGAUGGGCCCCUGAUAGAGAAGUUUUGCAGCCUGUCAGCACCAACAGUGCCAUUGGUCAUCCCCUACCCUCAGGUGUGGAUACACUUUGUCAGCAAUGAACGUGUAGAAUAUACUGGAUUCUAUGUAGAGUACUCCUUUACAGAUUGUGGUGGAAUGCAGGCAGGUGAGAGUGGAGUGAUCUCAAGUCCUAACUAUCCAAACUUAUACAGCAGAUGGACCCAGUGUUCAUGGCUGCUGGAAGCACCAGCAGGGCACAUCAUCACUCUCACAUUUAAUGACUUUCAUCUCGAGAGCCAUCCAACUUGCAAUUCAGACUCUGUCACUGUCAGGAAUGGUGACUCCCCUGCAUCACCCAUCAUAGGACGCUACUGUGGAUGGUCAGUCCCAGGGCCAGUACAGUCUGGUUCCAACCAGCUUUUAGUGACUUUUAACACAAACAAUCAAGGGCAAAGUCGUGGAUUUUAUGCAACAUGGAACACAAACUCUUUAGGUUGUGGCGGAACACUCCACUCAGAUAAUGGUACAAUCAAAUCUCCUCACUGGCCUCAGACAUUCCCAGAAAACAGCAGAUGCUCCUGGACAGCCAUCACUCAUGGAAGUAAACACUGGGAGAUUAGCUUUGACAGCAAUUUCCAAGUCCCCAGCAGUGACAGCCAGUGUCGAAACAGCUUCGUGAAGGUCUGGGAAGGAAUGCAGGAGACCAACGACACCCUGUUAGCCAUGAGCUGUGGGAAUGUGGCUCCAAGUCCCAUUGUCACAUCAGGAAACAUUUUCACUGCUGUCUUCCAAUCUGAGGAGAUGCCAGCCCAGGGCUUCUCUGCAUCCUUCAUUAGCCGAUGCGGACGUACAUUUAAUAGCUCCACAGGUGACAUCAUCUCUCCAAACUUCCCAAAGCACUAUGACAACAACAUGAACUGUAACUACUUCAUAGAUGUUGCACCUCAGUCUCUGGUCAUCCUGACUUUUGUGUCCUUUCAUUUAGAAGAACGCUCAGCUAUCACGGGAACCUGUGAUCAUGAUGGCUUGCAUAUCAUCAAAGGUCACAACCUCUCUUCCACUCCUCUCGUGACCAUAUGUGGUUCUGAAACCUUGCGUCCCCUCACCGUGGAUGGCCCAGUGUUGCUCAACUUCUACUCUGAUGCAUACACCACAGACUUUGGGUUCAAGAUUUCCUACAGAGCCAUCACCUGUGGUGGAAUCUACAGUGCCUCCUUUGGAGUCCUUCAGAGUCCUUCCUUCUCAUACACCAACUACCCCAACAAUGUCUACUGUGUCUACAGCCUGCGUGUUAGAAGCAACAGAGUGAUACUACUUCGUUUUAGUGAUUUUGAGGUGGCUCCCUCCAACCUUUGUUCACAUGACUACCUGGAGGUUUUUGAUGGUCCCAGCAUUGGAAAUCGAUCUCUUGGACAGUUCUGUGGUUCCACGCUUCCACAAGAUAUUAAGAGCACCAAUAACAGCCUGACUUUGCUGUUCAAAACAGAUUCUUCUCAAACAGCAAGAGGUUGGAAAAUAUCUUUCCGAGAGACUAUAGGACCACAGCAUGGGUGUGGUGGGUACCUGACUGAAGAAAACAAGAGCUUUGUGUCUCCCGAUAUUGAUUCAAAUGGACGUUAUGACAGAGGUCUAAACUGCAUAUGGUACAUAAUUGCACCUGAAAACAAACUUGUUAAGCUCACCUUCAAUGCUUUCACUCUGGAGGGACAAUCGGCACGAGGAAGAUGUACCUAUGACUAUGUACAGAUAGCAGAUGGUGCAAGCAUAAACUCAAAUUUAGGCGGAAGAUUUUGUGGUUCCACUAUGCCUGCCCCAUUUAUUUCUUCUGGCAACUAUCUUACAGUUCAAUUUGUCUCUGACAUAAAUGUUGAAAUGACAGGAUUUAAUGCAACAUAUACCUUUGUGGACAUGCCUUGUGGGGGAACAUAUAAUGCAACCUCGACACCUCAAAACACAUCAUCACCUCAAUUGUCAAAUAUCAGACAGCCAUUUUCCACCUGUACGUGGGUCAUUGAAGCUCCCCCACACCAGCAGAUCCAGAUAACAGUGUGGGAACUGCGGCUGCCCUCACAAGACUGCUCACGGAGCUACUUAGAACUUCAGGACUCAGUACAGACUAAUGGAAACCAAGUGACUCAGUUCUGCGGUGCAAACUAUACAACCUUGCCAGUAUUCUAUUCCUCAACGAGCACUGCUGUUGUUGUUUUCAAAUCUGAAGUUUUAAACAGAAACUCAAGAGUGCAUUUCACCUAUGAGAUUGCAGAUUGCAACAGAGAAUACAACCAAACAUUUGGCAAUCUGAAGAGUCCUGGGUGGCCUCAAAACUAUGACAAUAACCUGGACUGCUCCAUCAUUCUCAGAGCCCCACAGAACCACAGCAUUUCCCUCUUUUUUUACUGGUUUCAGCUGGAAGAUUCAAGACAGUGCAUGAACGACUUCUUGGAGGUAAGAAACGGUGGCAGCAGCAGCUCGCCACUAAUUGACAAAUACUGCAGCAACCUGCUACCCAACCCUGUCUUCUCUCAGAGCAACGAGCUGUAUCUGCACUUUCACAGCGAUGACUCGGACACCCACAAUGGAUAUGAGAUUAUCUGGACCUCGUCACCUUCCGGCUGUGGAGGGACUCUUUUAGGUGAUGAAGGUAUAUUGGCCAACCCUGGCUUUCCUGACAGCUACGCAAACAACACUCAUUGUGAAUGGACCAUCGUUGCUCCUUCUGGAAAGCCUGUCUCGGUUGGGUUCCCCUUUCUCAGUAUCGACUCUCCAGUUGGCUGUGACCAGAACUACAUCAUACUCUUUAAUGGUCCAGACGCCAACUCACCACCCUUUGGACCAUUCUGUGGCAUUGACACUGUGGUAGCACCCUUUCAUGCUUCAUCAAAUCGGGUCUUCAUAAGAUUUCAUGCUGAGUAUACAACAGUUCUUUCAGGAUUUGAAAUAAUGUGGAGUAGCUGAAUCAGGAGAGCUGUGUAUAACCCCAGAACUCCGGCUCUGUCCCGUGCUGUCAGACGCAACCCUGCCCAGAACUCUGUGACCCUCAUCUCCAUCUCCACCCAAGCCAUCAAAUAUGGACUGAGCUUCUACAGCCUUUACAAGAGAAAGUGCAUGACCAAUUAUAUACAUUUGGUGUUCUGAAGGCAGAACAUGGCGUUGUUCCACUCAGGUGCACACACUAUCCUUACUGGAUGCAUCAUUUAGCGGACAUCUUUUAUAGGACAUUUUUAAAGGGUGGAAAUUAUCCUGGCACAUUGGUGUUCAUUUUUAAAAGUUGAUGAGACAAAUAGAUGUAUUGUUUCCACUAUACAGAAGCCAAAGUAUGGGUAAUAAACAUUUCUUAAAACCGUA